CCAAUACCUACCCACCUUAAUUAUUAAUUAUUAUGUAUAACAAAAAAAAGACUCAAAACGACUUUGACAUUCUAUCUCUUUAUUAUAUACUCUCACAUCCUCUUUUAGUUAUUCUAAUUCAUCUCAUCAGAUAAGUAGUAGUGUAGCUAAUUCGUCAUGGCCGACUCUCAAUCUGCCCUGCUUCCCGCUUUCGUUCUACAAAAUCUCUCAGAUAACAUCUACAACAACCGCAAGACGGCCGCCAUUGAGGUUGAGGGAAUUGUGAAGAAAUUAGCCUCGAGUGGGGAUCAGGAGAAGAUUAUUACAGAGCUCAUCAAUAUUCUCAACACUCAAUUUACUUAUUCGCCUCAACCCAAUCACAGGAAGGGAGGAUUGAUAGCACUGGCUUGUGUGACAACUGGGUUGAGUAAUGAUGCCACCCCUUAUCUUGAGCAAAUUGUGCCACCUGUUCUUAGUUCUUUCAAUGACCAAGACAGCAGAAUUCGUUACUAUGCAUGCGAGUCUCUAUAUAAUAUUGCAAAGGUUGUAAGAGGGGACAUAAAAAUAUUCAUGGAUGAAAUCAUUGAUGCUAUAUCUAAGGUUUCAGCCGACACAGAUGUCAAUGUACAAGAAGCUGCUCAUCUUGUAGAUCGGCUUGUGAAGGAUAUCGUUGCUGAAAGUGAUCAGAUCAGUGUUGAGUGACAUGGCGUAAUAAAGAGGAUAGAAAGACGGAAUGGAAAUGGCGUGUGAGUUCCAACAAAUAAAAGUAUAAAUGGAUUUAUACAAAUUUCUUAAUGUAAUAAAUUAUAUAUUAAUUUAAUCUAAAUGCAUUAAUAAUCCUAAUAUGUAAAAUAUAUUGUAUAAGAUUAUUACAAAAUAAAAUAAAAUAAAGGAGAGCAGAACUUUAUAUUUAUAUA
Messenger RNA from Humulus lupulus (European hop), 896 nucleotides. Its product is annotated as protein VAC14 homolog. Gene Ontology annotation, cellular component: endosome membrane; PAS complex. Lineage: Eukaryota; Viridiplantae; Streptophyta; Magnoliopsida; Rosales; Cannabaceae. Bases 157 to 681 code for a protein of 174 amino acids. Gene Ontology annotation, biological process: phosphatidylinositol biosynthetic process; positive regulation of kinase activity. The record is from RefSeq and is a predicted model, not a curated record. The transcript is spliced from 7 exons.